UUAGUCACCUUUAAAGAUAUUUAAUUUGUGCACAGAACAGUGAAAACCACGUCAUAACGUCAAUUGCCACAUUAUUAAUAAAUAUGUAUUAUGUGGCACUGAAGUGAGAACUAGACUUUAAGUAAUAAAUAAAAACAAAUAUUAAAUGUUGGAGUGGUAGAAAUAGCGACGUUAUUUUUUGUAUAAUUACGCCGGAGCAAAGUGGACACUUGUUUUAAAUUUUUAUUCAUAAUAGAAAUAAUAUAAUAAAUUGGAAACUUGUUAUUUGAAAUGCCAUGGAUGUACUUUAUCAUCAAACCAGUCAAUUAAUACAGGAAGCAUUCGAUUUAUUUCAUAAACUUGAUUCUAUUCCAGACUCUGAGAAAGUUGAAAAUGAUAUACAAUUUAAGAUUAACGCUAUUAAUGGGAAUUGUGAAAAACUUGAUAUUUUGGUGUUCAAAACACCAAUUAAUCAAAGACCAAUGGCUAAGAUGAGAGUAGAUCAGUUAAAAUAUGACAAUAAACAUUUACAGGCCUCAUUAAUCAAUGCCCAGAAUAAAAGGCGAAGGCGAGAACAAGAAAAAUCUGAAAGGGAACAAUUAUUGAGUCGACGAUUCGGUAAUGACCACAUGGCAAUAACAGUGGACUAUAUGGCUCAGGAGAAUACCUCAUUGCAGAAUUCUCAUAGAAAUGUUGAUGAAAUGUUGCAUACAGGAUCAAGUAUUUUGGAGACACUGCGAUACAACCGAGACACACUCAAAGGUGCUCAUAGAAGACUUAUUGACUUGGCGAAUACCCUUGGCCUGUCCAACGCAACGAUUUCUCUAAUAGAAAAAAGGGUGUCGCAAGACAAAUACGUCCUAUUUGGUGGAAUGUUUGUGACAUUGUCUGUGAUCGUUAUUGUUAUAAUCUAUUUUAUAUAAUCUAUGCGAUUGUCAUUGUUGAUGUUAAAAUAGUCAAUCUUUUUUUAACAUCUGUGGUUUUGACAUUACUUUUAAUUAAAUUAACAAACUCAAAAUCAGAUUAUCACUGAUAUUUAUAGAAUUACAUAAUAUUUGAAUAUAUCUUUUUCACGCAUGCUAAGUUUCGUAAGUGCCUGACAUUAUUUGCCUUUCGUUACAUUUAUAGAAAAACAAAUAUCAUAAUACAUACAAAUUAUAAGGGAUGCAACGGGCGGCCUUAUCGCUUAUACAUUUAUAAUCUGUAUUUAAAUGUCAAACACAUGACAAUGACAUCAAUUAAGAUUGUUGCUUUUUAUUAUAUAUUUUUAUCUUUGA
Messenger RNA from Pieris brassicae (large cabbage white), 1256 nucleotides. It is a transcript of the gene Membrin, whose product is annotated as probable Golgi SNAP receptor complex member 2. Gene Ontology annotation, biological process: vesicle-mediated transport; vesicle fusion. Gene Ontology annotation, cellular component: ER to Golgi transport vesicle membrane; SNARE complex; endoplasmic reticulum membrane. Gene Ontology annotation, molecular function: SNAP receptor activity; SNARE binding. NCBI's taxonomy places the organism in Eukaryota, Metazoa, Arthropoda, Insecta, Lepidoptera, Pieridae. The record is from RefSeq and is a predicted model, not a curated record. Bases 276 to 902 code for a protein of 208 amino acids. The transcript is spliced from 5 exons.